Molecule: messenger RNA, 465 nt
Organism: Paramuricea clavata
Lineage: Eukaryota; Metazoa; Cnidaria; Anthozoa; Malacalcyonacea; Plexauridae
Source: the annotation of a GenBank genome assembly
AUGGUUCCGGACGACUCACACUGCGCAACCGUCGUUUCCUCCGUGCCUAUACCCCAGCGACUCCAACGAAUGUUGACGCCAACGAAUCUCACAUCAGCCGAAGGAAACCUUGAUCAAAGUCAUGUUUCAAUAUCAAGCGCGGGUAAAAUCAUAAGAGCGAAGCUUCCGAAACUUAGACUACGGAAUUUCGGCGGAAAGAUUUGUGAAUGGCCAGAGUUUUGGUAUGGAUUCUCGAGCUCGAUAGACAACAAUGACCAAUUGUCGGAUGUUGACAAGUUCACCUAUCUGCGGGGAUAUUUGGAAGGGUCAGCAAAGUCUACCAUCGCUGGUCUCUCGUUGACUAGAGCGAACUGCAAGUACGCGGUGGAAUUAUUAAAGAAACGGCUCGAAAAGAAAAGCGCAGUACAACGGGCGCAACGGCGGUUUAUAAAGAAGAGAUACACUAAGAUUGUGGAAGUUGUAUAA